This is a messenger RNA of Eptesicus fuscus (big brown bat), 5227 nucleotides long. It is a transcript of the gene COG3, whose product is annotated as component of oligomeric golgi complex 3. Gene Ontology annotation, cellular component: COG complex; membrane; cis-Golgi network. The transcript is spliced from 23 exons. The record is from RefSeq and is a predicted model, not a curated record. Bases 127 to 2613 code for a protein of 828 amino acids. Gene Ontology annotation, biological process: intra-Golgi vesicle-mediated transport; intracellular protein transport; Golgi organization. Lineage: Eukaryota; Metazoa; Chordata; Mammalia; Chiroptera; Vespertilionidae.
CCUCUCGGUACGCCCAGCCCUGCAGCCGGUGCUUUGCUGGAAGCCCGUCUUUCCCGGAAGUGGCCCGGGCCAGUCCUUCGGGGUCCCCAUUGCCCGCUGCUGCUGAGGGCCCCGGGGGCGGCGGCGAUGGCGGAGGCGGCGCUGCUGCUGCUGCCCGAGGCGGCGGCGGAGUCGGACGCUCGGGAGAGGCUGGCUCUCUGGGAUCGGAGACCCGACACCACGGCGCCGCUGACCGCCCGGCAGACGGACUCGGUGCUGGAGCUGAAGGCGGCGGCGGAGAACCUGCCGGUGCCGGCCGAGCUCCCAAUUGAAGACUUAUGCAAUUUAACGUCCCAGUCGCUGCCCAUUUCACAGACUUCAAUAGUACCUGAAUCUACAGAAGACAUUCUCUUGAAUGGUUUCAUUUCAUUAGAAAUGGAAGAAGAAAAAAUAGAAACGGCACAGCAGUUUUUCUCAUGGUUUGCAAAGCUACAAACUCAGAUGGAUCAGGAUGAAGAAACUAAAUAUAGACAGAUGAGGGAUUACUUGUCUGGGUUUCAGGAGCAGUGUGAUGCUAUAUUGAAUGAUGUAAACAAUGCUCUUCAGCAUCUGGAAUCAUUGCAGAAACAGUAUCUUUUUGUGUCCAAUAAGACAGGAACCCUACACGAAGCCUGUGAACAACUCCUAAAAGAACAGUCGGAACUUGUUGAUCUGGCUGAAAACAUUCAACAAAAGCUUUCCUAUUUCAAUGAAUUGGAAACUAUUAACACAAAAUUGAAUUCUCCUACAUUGUCUGUGAAUAGUGAAGGAUUUAUACCUAUGCUGGCCAAGUUAGAUGACUGUAUAACAUAUAUCUCAUGUCAUCCGAAUUUUAAAGAUUAUCCUGUAUAUUUACUGAAGUUUAAGCAAUGUCUUUCUAAAGCUCUGCACCUCAUGAAGACAUACACUGUGAACACUCUACAGAACCUCACAAAUCAGUUAUUAAAAAGGGAUCCUUCAUCUGUACCUAAUGCAGACAAUGCUUUCACACUAUUUUAUGUGAAAUUUCGAACUGCUGCUCCCAAAGUCAGAACUCUUAUUGAACAAAUAGAACAGCGAUCUGAAAAAAUACCUGAAUACCAACAAGUGCUAAAUGACAUCCAUCAGUGUUACCUUGAUCAGCGGGAGCUCCUUUUGGGGCCUAGUAUUACUUGUACUGUAACAGAGUUAACCAGCCAGAAUAACAGAGAUCAUUGUGCCUUGAUUCGCAGUGGCUGUGCCUUUAUGGUCCAUGUGUGCCAGGAUGAGCACCAACUUUACAAUGAAUUUUUCACAAAACCAACAUCAAAAUUAGAUGAACUUUUGGAGAAACUGUGUGUGUCAUUGUAUGAUGUCUUCAGGCCAUUGAUCAUUCAUGUUAUUCACUUAGAGACGCUUUCAGAACUUUGUGGGAUUCUUAAAAAUGAGGUGCUGGAAGAUCAUGUACAGAACAAUGCUGAACAACUAGGGGCAUUUGCAGCUGGAGUAAAGCAGAUGUUGGAAGAUGUACAAGAGCGGCUCGUCUACAGAACCCACAUCUACAUUCAGACAGACAUCAUUGGCUACAAGCCGGCUCCUGGAGAUCUGGCAUAUCCUGAUAAGUUAGUAAUGAUGGAGCAAAUUGCACAGAGUUUAAAAGAUGAACAGAAGAAGGUACUUUCAGAAGCUUCAUUUUCAGAUGUUCGGUUAGAAGAAACAGAGUCUAAUAAUCUGACAAAAUCUGGUUCAACAGAAUCUCUCAAUCCUAGACCACAGACCACAAUUUCUCCAGCAGAUCUUCAUGGAAUGUGGUAUCCUACAGUUCGACGAACUCUUGUCUGUCUCUCUAAAUUGUACAGAUGCAUAGAUAGGGCGGUGUUCCAAGGAUUAUCACAGGAAGCCUUGUCUGCCUGCAUUCAGUCGUUACUUGGAGCAUCAGAAUCUAUCAGCAAAAACAAGACUCAGAUUGAUGGACAACUUUUUUUAAUAAAGCAUCUUUUGAUUCUUCGUGAACAAAUUGCUCCAUUUCACACUGAAUUCACCAUUAAGGAAAUUUCCCUGGACCUCAAGAAAACUAGAGAUGCAGCAUUUAAAAUCCUGAACCCUAUGACUGUUCCAAGAUUUUUUAGGCUGAAUAGCAACAAUGCCUUGAUAGAGUUCUUGUUGGAGGGCACUCCUGAGAUAAGAGAACAUUAUCUCGACUCUAAAAAAGAUGUAGACCGUCAUCUGAAAUCGGCCUGUGAACAGUUCAUUCAGCAGCAGACCAAGCAGUUUGUAGAGCAGCUGGAGGAGUUCAUGACAAAGGUUUCAGCAUUAAAAACAAUGGCCAGUCAGGGAGGACCCAAGUACACUCUCUCACAGCAGCCGUGGGCACAACCAGCAAAGGUCAGUGACCUUGUGGCAAGUGUCUACAAGACCAUAAAAGCAAAGCUGCCUCUGACCUUGAGAAGUAUGUCAUUGUACCUAUCCAAUAAAGAUACCGAGUUCAUCUUGUUUAAACCUGUUAGGAAUAAUGUUCAGCAAGUCUUCCAGAAGCUCCAUGUUUUGUUAAAGGAAGAGUUCAGUCCUGAAGAUAUCCACAUCAUUGCUUGUCCUACUAUGGAACAGCUGAACCUCUUACUGUCAGUUUCUAAGUAACCAGACCAGUCCGGCGGAGCUUGUAAGUGGUCUGUCCAGGAGCGGCUGAGAGGCAGGCGGCUGCGGACGCGAGGCACUGUCCUGGGAAUGUCCCCGAGAACCACUCAGGCGUGCUCCUCCCCGCGGACUGCAGGGUGACAUACAAGCAGGGGGUUAAAAAUGGCUGUUUCCCUUGUAAAAACAUCAAAAUGCCAAAGAUUAAUCUAUGAGCAGCAGUACUUGCUUCAUUUAAAUGGCCUCAAGAAAUGUAAGUUUUUAAGAGGUAACCAUGGUGAGCACGCGGUGAAAUGGUUCUCUGCAAAAGAUGUGCAAUGAAAAUAGGUUGCAAUAGAUAGUGUGGAGAAGAACUUUAUGGAAAUACUGCUAAUUAGGAAGCUUCUAAGAGUAAGGUUUCUUAACGCGUGAAACACUGCAACACUUUUAACCACUGAGCAUUCCACAGUGAUUAUUAUUAUUUUUUUACUUCUAGAAAUGUUAUUUCUACAUUCAAUAUAAUGUUUCUCCUGUCACAUUGAAAUUUAGUUAGGAGUAGAUUGGAUGCUUCUGAGAACACAUGCUGCUUUUCUGGGAAUUCAGGGUGUUAUCUCCUGUGUUUAAAAAAUACAUUUUUACUAGAGGCCCAGUGCACGAACUCAUGUAUGGGUGGGGUCCGGCCGGCCCACCUGAUUGGGGCUGUUUGGGGCUGGGCUGGCCGGGAGGAGGGGCUGCGGGAGGUUGGCUGCUGGCCCUGGCCCUGAUCGGGGUCCAUUCAGGGCUGGGCUGGCAAGGGGUAGGGGGAGCCUCCUGUGGGGAGGGGCCACAGGAGUUGGCCGGCCGGCCCCGCCCCCGAUCGGGCUGGUUGGCUGGCUGCAGUGCGCGUCAUAGCGACCGGUAGUUCUGGUCGUUGCAGUCGCUUGACGUUUAUAUAUAUAUAGAUUGUUAUUUUGUUAAUCCUCACCAGAGGAUAUUUUUUCCAUUGAUUUUUUUUUUUUUAGAGAGUUGAAAGGCGGGGCAGGAGAGGGGAAGAGAGAAACAUUGAUGUGAAAAAGAUAUACUACUCGUUUGCCUCCUGCAUGCUCCUGAAAUGGGGCUGGGAAACAAAUCUGCAACCCAGGUACAUGCCUUUGACCAGGAAUUGAAUGCAUGACCCUUUGGUGCGCGGCCAGUGCUCUACUACUGAGCCACGCCAAUAGGGCUCUAUUUUGGGAAGGUAAAAUAUCAUCAUCAUCAUUAUUAUUAUUAUUGAAUUUAUUGGGUUGACAUUGAUUAACAAAAUCAUACAGGUUUCAAGUGUACAACUCUGUAAUGUCCUCUGCACACUGCAUCGUGUGCUCACCACCCAAAAUCAAGUCUCUUUCUGCCACCCUUUGCCCUCCCUUUGCCCUCUUCUACCUCCUCCCACCCCUUUUCCUGUGUUUUUGAUGUGUUAGUUUCAAGAGUCAGGGACCUCAGGGAAGGUCCCAGUGUCUGUAUUCCUUGAAUUGCAGGGGGUUGCAGCCUGCACAUGUGCAGGAUCUAGUGUGAAUUUUCAUGGCACAACAGCCAGUGUUUGUGCCUGGGAAGUACUGUCAUGUGUGCUAACUGUACACACAGGAGAGAAGGAAACCUGAUGAAUAGCAUAUCUCAUGCCUGCAGGUCAAGGUUACCAGCCUUCUGUACACUGCCUUCAGGUUUAGUAGUUCUUUAUAUUCAGUGGUUGUGCCUGUACCCGCUACAGCAAAUACAUUUUACUAACAAAGACAAGGAGGAUGAGGAUGGCCCACCCUUAGCAUCUACCACACUGUAUCAGGGAUCGUCAAAUACAUUAUGCACUUCUUUGAAUUUUCCUACAAAUACCUAUUUCCUGGGUGGGUUACUUUUGCCUCUGAGAGUCAAUGCAGCCUGCUUUUUAGAUUGAAAGGAAUUUUGAGCAUUCACACACUAGCCUAGAGAUGGAGCACUGACAGGUGUUGUGGAAUGUGGCCAGCAGACCUCAUUCUGCGUGACUAGCAGGCUUUCUCAUCCCCUUAGAGCAGAUGCCCGCAGUGUGUAGGUAGGUUACAUGUCUGUCAUUUUAAACAGGUCACUCGUUUUUCAACUCAGUUUAAGUUAGUGAUGUAUGUUGCUUGAUAGGGCUAUAUUUUGGGAAGGUAAAGAAGAUCCAUAUUCAUUCUUUGACAUGAAAUGAAUGAAAUAGGAAGAUUGAAUCUACUUCCAUUUACUAUUUAAAAUACAUGUUUAAUGAAAUAUACUGUAAAAUACCCAGUUUUGUGUAUUAUGUUGUAUAUUUGAUUUUUAAAAAGCCUUUCCAAAGAAAUAAGGGCAUGAUUAAUGUACUAUACUAUGAUUGAUGUAAUUUGAUGUACAGAGCAGUGUGUGUUCUUAAGGAUCAAAAUAUUUGACAGCACUUGUUCUCGUGUUGAAUCUUAUUUCUGAAACACUCAAACACCUUACCAAGUGCUGAGUAGGUGGUAGUGGUCCAACUUGUUUGCUAAAUGAAUAUUUGUUUAAAUCUGUACAGUUUCAAGUGUUUACUUAUACAAAGAGUGUACAUACUUUCAAAUAAUUAAUUUAAAAGGCUUUAUAUUAUUUAGCUAGAAAUUGCUGUUUUUAAGAAAUGUGAAUUUUUAAAAAAACAAAGAUUUUUGCUUCCUAA